AUGGGCAAUCUGAAUCUUGCGGUGAUCAUCAGGAACCCUAGAGACGACGCCGAGUUCCUGCUCGAGAAGCAAAAGCGGCCGGCGGGAUUCGGGGACGAAGCGUACGAUUCCUUCGUCGAUUCCGAUCUCUGGGACUUGCCAUCAACAGAUUUACCGCCUCUAGAAGGCGAAAUCAGGUCCGGUUUUGCUGUCUCUGUAGCUGAAUCAUGCUCCGAAGAGAUCGAUUUGAAGAAUUUCGAUUUAGAAUCCACCCUGAAUCGGCUGUUGGCAAAUUUAGGGAUUGAGUUUAGCGAGAUAGGAGAGCGGAGAUUCGUCAGGUAUGUAGAGGAGCCUGAGUUUGGACCUGACUCCUGCGUCUGUACUUGUUUCCUCGCCGGGAAGCUGUUGGAUACAGAUCGAAGUUUUCAAGACAACCAUAAGUGGAUGUCCAUGGAAGCAUGCUUUGACUGUCUUACAGAUGUGAAACCGGGAAGUGAUCGUGUUGGACCAUUAGUACUACUCGGACUUGGGGAUGGUACCAUGAAGCAGAAACUGUCACCUUCUCUGCCUGUCCAGGAGUAUCCACCUGGUGUUAUGGUUGUGCCAAUGCGUAGCAGGACACUGAAACCUUUCAAGACAACAAAUUUGGUUGUAUUUGCUCCAGAAAAUGGUUCAGGGGACCAUCAAGGGACUGAUUUUGUAGCCUAUGGAGAUGCGUUGAUAAUGGAUCCUGGAUGCCUCCACAAACUCCACGUUGAGCUCAAGAAAAUCGUUGAGGCUUUACCUAGGAAGCUGAUUGUCUUCGUUACGCAUCACCAUCGUGAUCACAUUGGUGGUCUUUCUGCUAUACAAGAAAGCAAUCCUGAUGCUAUUCUAGUGGCACAUGUCAAAACUAAGCAUCGCAUUGAUGGUUGGUCUGGUAACUAUACCCAAGUUUCUGGCGGAGAAAACAUGUAUGUCAAUGGUCAGAAAUUGACUGUCAUUUUUGCUCCGGGACACACAGAUGGCCAUAUGGCACUACUUCAUAACUCCACUCGUUCUCUGAUUGUUGGUGAUCAUUGUGUUGGUCAAGGAAGUGCUUUCUUGGACAUCAGGUCAGGUGGGAACAUGACAGAAUACUUUGAAACGACAUAUAAGUUCCUGGAGCUUUCACCACAUGUGGUGAUUCCCAUGCACGGAAGGGUCAAUUUGUGGCCGAGACACAUGCUUUGUGGAUAUCUCAAGAACCGUAGAAGCAGAGAAGAAUCCAUUCGAAAGGCCGCUGAGGAAGGAGCUCAGACUUUGUUUGACAUAGUGUCUAAUGUGUACUCAAAGGUGGAUCGCAGUUUCUGGUUGGCUGCAUCGUCAAACGUAAGGCUGCAUAUCGACAAUCUGGCUGUAGAAAACAAAUUACCAGAGGGAUUCUCAAUCCAGAAGUUCAAAGCAAGCUGCGGAUGGCGUUUCGUGGUACGGUGGACAGCGAGUUGUAUCAGCAGCCGGAUUCCAUUGAAGAUCAAUAAGUCAGGUUUUAUUAUGUCACUGAUAGCUGCAGGAGCUGGAUAUUUUCUUCUGUACGUAGCCAAAAGGAAGAACACUAUUGAAUCUUAA
Thlaspi arvense is the source of this 1566-nucleotide messenger RNA. Lineage: Eukaryota; Viridiplantae; Streptophyta; Magnoliopsida; Brassicales; Brassicaceae. The record is from the annotation of a GenBank genome assembly.